UUCGGCUGCGGCGGCGCGACCAAACAAGCGAGCGAUGCAGGCGCUGGCACGGACGGCGCGGCGGCUCUGGCCGGCAGCGGCGGCCGCCACGGGGAGGGGACACUACGGGCAGGUGCAGCCGUCGCGGGGGAUCAUGGUGCAGGUGAGGGACGGCAACCUGGAGCGCGCGCUCCAGGUGAUGGAGCGCAAGAUGCGGUCCAGCGGCAUCGAGCGGCUGAUCAAGCGCCGGACGGAGCACCACGUCAAGAACUCCGAGAAGCGCGUGCUCGCCCACAAGGCGCUCAUGGCGCGCGUCCGCUCCCAGGAGCUCGGCAAGAAGCUCCGCGAGAUCCUCAUCAAGAAGAUCAGGGGUCAGUGAGAGCAUAUCUCAGUGCGCUGCAUUUUUCAGCAACACUCAUUGUACUACAGGAAAGUUACUAGCAGUAAUUCUACAUGGGUGCUCCAUGUUGAACAUGUAAUCAAUCUCCAAGUUGGAAUUUAGUAAUUUAACCGCUGGUUGCCCAACUAUGCAUAUGUUUUAGAGCAGCUUGCUAAUAACUCAACAUCGUGGCAAGAAUCUUUUCCUGUAUUGUAUCAUGGACAAGUGGAUCAUAAGUUGUUGAGAAUUUUUUUGGUACUUAGUAAUUAGUACUUUGUUUCU
This is a messenger RNA of Lolium rigidum, 640 nucleotides long. RefSeq lists its product as uncharacterized. Gene Ontology annotation, molecular function: structural constituent of ribosome. The coding region runs from base 35 to 358 and encodes 107 amino acids. The transcript is spliced from 2 exons. Gene Ontology annotation, cellular component: ribosome. The record is from RefSeq and is a predicted model, not a curated record. Gene Ontology annotation, biological process: translation. NCBI's taxonomy places the organism in Eukaryota, Viridiplantae, Streptophyta, Magnoliopsida, Poales, Poaceae.